AUGGCGAUCGAAUGCUUAUGUGACUUUGGUGCAGCGAGAGAGUUCUGUGAAUGCCAGUCUGCUGAAUUCGGAAGGUCCGCUUAUCUGAGAAAAAACAGGGGGAAUGGUGGACAUGAAUCUGUCAUCUCCAUGCUGGAAAAAUGGGACUCUCAAAUGGAGGAAGCAAGAGGAGUUGCUUCAGAUUUGCUAAGCAAGCAGCAAGCUAUUGUUGGUCUUCCGGCGGUAAGGCACAUUCCUACGAAGAUCACUUGUGACAUUUGGAGGAUAGGAAAAGAAGUCGACCGAUCUAUUCUCAAGCUGAUGGACGAUGAUUGCAAUGCCAAGGGGCAGAGCUUCUCACAGGACUUAGUCAACAAUUUCGACCGUGGAUCGAGCGUCAUCGUAGAUAAUUGCAAGGCUAUGUUUAUGGCAGGACGCGAAACUACUGCCACUGCCCCUACCUUCGCUUUAGUUCUUUUAUCACACCAUCUUGAGUGGCGGGAGCACGUGCAUGCCCAGUUAAAUAUGGUGAUUUACGAAACAUUGCACCUGUAUUCUCCUGGACCAUUUGUGACAAGAAAGACGUCCGAGGAAAUGAAGUUUGGGGACUUUGUGAUUCCGAGAGGUGUCAAUCUCUGGCUCUCCUCCUCGCUGUUGCAUCAGGAUCCAGCCAACCAGGGCAACAAUGCCCACGAGUUCCAUCCAGAAGGGUUUGCGAAUGGCAUUUCUUCAGCAUGCAAGAAUCCGAAUCUGUUCAUGCCUUUCGGGAUGGGGAUGCGGACUUGCAUUGGCCAGAACUUUGUGAUGACAGAAUUAAAGAUGGCAUCCUAUUACCUUCAAUUCUGCAUGUCUUGCUGCUUGCUGUUCAUUAUGAAUGUAAUGGACAAAGCCAUGUACAAAAUCCAGCAGAGAUCGCCUAAUAGUGUUGCCUUUUUGGGGAAGAAAGAUAAUGAAACUGAUGGACAUAUUCAUUCAAUCAAGAAUAAGUACACUAAUGCAGAUAUGCAUAACAGGCUGGUUGAUGCCCUUGAAAGAUGUAUCGUCAUGGAAAAAUUACUGAGUGUUUUUCGAAGUUACCAAUGA
Molecule: messenger RNA, 1062 nt
Organism: Eucalyptus grandis
Lineage: Eukaryota; Viridiplantae; Streptophyta; Magnoliopsida; Myrtales; Myrtaceae
Product: cytochrome P450 714C2-like
Exons: 7
Coding region: 1-1062 (353 amino acids)
Molecular function (GO): iron ion binding; oxidoreductase activity, acting on paired donors, with incorporation or reduction of molecular oxygen; heme binding
Source: RefSeq, a predicted model, not a curated record